This is a messenger RNA of Coprinopsis cinerea okayama7#130, 1296 nucleotides long. RefSeq lists its product as hypothetical. The record is from RefSeq and is a predicted model, not a curated record. Bases 1 to 1296 code for a protein of 431 amino acids. NCBI's taxonomy places the organism in Eukaryota, Fungi, Basidiomycota, Agaricomycetes, Agaricales, Psathyrellaceae. The transcript is spliced from 3 exons.
AUGGCACGAAAACCUGUCUCCACUGACAACAAAGCCCUCAAUUUGCCGCAUCUACCGGCGGAACUGUGGGAAUCCAUCCUAGAUCACCUCAUCUCAGAUGCCAGGUUCGCCAUUUUGUCGAGACAGGACGCGACACAGACACAUUUCGAUGGCGUCCCGCGAUGCGCGUUCCGCGACAUUCUCCAGGUAUCCAAAGAGUCGGGGACUGGUAUCCUUUCACUCUCGACAUUCUCUAUGUUCCGCGCGGCAUUGCUCCCUGUCAUAUUCAACCAAGUCGUUCUCCACUCGUCUCGUCGCGUAAAAACCCUUCACGAAAUCAUUAAAGAAAACAAAGAUAUUCUGAGACAUGUCAAGUCCCUGGUCCUUCAACUUUCAAGUAGGCAAACUGCAGGAUCAUGGGCCUCGGAACCAUCAAACCUCGGCGCCGUCAUUUCACUGCUGAAGGAAAACGUCGAAGAACUCCACAUCCAAAGCGACGCCGGGCAUCUGCAGUGGGACGAACUUUCGGUCACAAUCAGGGGGGCCAUCGAGAACCUCAUGCGCCACGGGCACUUAUGCACCCUCCAGUUAACACGCAUGCGAUUCUCUCGAGGUUCCUUCGACUCUCUGAACUGGACGUGGCUCAAGGAGCUUUCAUUGUGCUGGGUCUCAGUAAUCCUUUGCGAAGGGGAGAGUCCCAGCUCGGAGAACAGCGAGCCAGUCUCCCUCACGACACUGAAGGUACACCACUCAGACCUGUGGCAGUUGGCUGACCGAUCGCGCUACCCUCACCUUCGUACACUUAUGAUGGAUGAAUGGACUUGGCAUCGCGCAAGUGACUCUAUCGAAGAUAUCAUUCAUUCUUCCAACAAUCUGGAUUCUUUCGAUCUCGUUAGUGGAACGAAUCCUCGAGGCAAAAUGCGACGUGCAUUCCCCUUCCCAAAUGUGCGAUUACAUUUACCAGCCAUUGGAAUGGAUGGUAGUUCAGUAUGGACUCUGCUUGACGAAGCCGCCCAGAUAGUCAGUCGAAACACGGCGGAAGACAAGUCGAAACUACGCCAUCUCACCGUCGCUUUCUAUCACCUCAAUCCGGACUCUAGAAGAGACGUCGACUGCAAGCUCGGGGACCAACAAGAAUGUAUAACUUCCUUUCUUCAGGUUCUGGGUCAAGAACCCUUUCGUGCGCUUCAAAUUCUCCACUUGGACUUUCGAACCCUGGGAUUGGGCGAGCUAGAGGCGGACUCUGUCAGGAAGAUGGUUGAACUUAGCGCAGGGCGUCAUAAACCUCCUUACAAGAUUGUCUACAUGUUUUCUUAA